AUGGCAUUUUCCCCAGCAUUUUCGCGCAAAACCACACCCGCUGCGCCAGGGCUCGCAGACGAGCUUUUGAUACUGGAAGAAGAGCUAUACAGGCAGUCUUGCGAGCUGCCACACACAGUCGAAAAAGCGCUCGACGCCCAACUCCGCGUCGACGUCCCCAUGGAUGUCGACAGCUCGAACUGGUUAGAAGAGUCUUCGUCCGAGUCCUACCCAGCCGCAGACUCCUCGGAGUCUGACUUCGCCCGCGCCCGGCCCCGUCGGCGCACGCCAGUGCGCCCCCGCCCCGCCCGCCGCAAUCAGGCAGAAAAGGAGAAUUUCUCCUCCCCCGCACGGCGCCCGCGCUCCCGCGCAAGCUCCGUGGUGUCGUACGCCCCGGAGUCCUCCGAGUCGGACUCGGAUGAUUCUGAAUACGUCCCGUCCGGAUCCGCCGCCCGAGUGAAGAAGGGGAAGGGCAAAGGGCGCGGCCGCGCGGCCGCUCGCGCUCCGACACGCCCCGCAUUUGUUGAGGCAAGUAAUGCGCAAGCUCACGAGCCUGCGAGCUCACGGCGGCCGGGGGACUGCUACGGACUGUUCUCGGACGAGGAGGACGAGGAGACUUCAAGCCAGUAG
Messenger RNA from Trametes versicolor FP-101664 SS1, 609 nucleotides. RefSeq lists its product as uncharacterized. The transcript has 3 exons. The record is from RefSeq and is a predicted model, not a curated record. Lineage: Eukaryota; Fungi; Basidiomycota; Agaricomycetes; Polyporales; Polyporaceae. The coding region runs from base 1 to 609 and encodes 202 amino acids.